Messenger RNA from Colletotrichum graminicola M1.001, 279 nucleotides. RefSeq lists its product as uncharacterized. Bases 1 to 279 code for a protein of 92 amino acids. The transcript has a single exon. The record is from RefSeq and is a predicted model, not a curated record. NCBI's taxonomy places the organism in Eukaryota, Fungi, Ascomycota, Sordariomycetes, Glomerellales, Glomerellaceae.
AUGCCCAAGCUGCCCUUGUCUCUGAUUUAUCUGAUUGUCAAGCUGCUGCUUAAUUCCCUGACGCCUCUGGAUCUCAUCGUCAAGGCGGCUCUUGAGUUGAUAUCUGUUCUGGAUCUCCGAAUCGAGCCUCUGCUUCGUGUUGUAGUCGCAACUUGCGCCGCCGCCGUCGCCGUAGCCGCCCCCAUUGCCUCUGGAUUCAAUGACGGGUACUUUGUUGACGACCUCAAGAUCAUUCUCUGGAGCAUCGAAACUUUCGAUUGGUGUUGCAACAAUGCUUGA